Messenger RNA from Drosophila subobscura, 2745 nucleotides. RefSeq names its product ATP-dependent Clp protease ATP-binding subunit clpX-like, mitochondrial (gene ClpX). NCBI's taxonomy places the organism in Eukaryota, Metazoa, Arthropoda, Insecta, Diptera, Drosophilidae. Gene Ontology annotation, biological process: proteolysis; protein catabolic process. The record is from RefSeq and is a predicted model, not a curated record. Bases 552 to 2609 code for a protein of 685 amino acids. Gene Ontology annotation, cellular component: mitochondrial matrix. The transcript has 7 exons. Gene Ontology annotation, molecular function: ATP binding; ATP hydrolysis activity.
AAAGACAGUUCAGUGGGAAGAUUUUUCUUGUUACAGCCCGCUGGCAAUAUUUGUGUUUAAUCCAUACUCUAGUUAGAGGUUUUAAGCAAAAACAAGUGCAAUAAUCAAAGCUGUUUUGGCGCCGCAAAGUAGCAGCCGUCAGCCACCUACACACAGACAGCUACCGAAAGGUGGAAAAGCAAUCAGAGACAGCAGAAGUAAUCGACAUACACGCACACAGCGAAACACAUUACGUGCCGAGCGCAAUCUCUUUCCUUCCCCCCAUUUUCCACCAAAAAAAAAAAUAGCAGUGGCAGGCGAAAAAAUCAACACAAUUGCGUCGUAAACCAAGCGGACUGCAAAGCGUUUUCAAGUUUGUGCAAAAUAACCAACAGCCUCGGCUGAAGUCUAGAAGAAACGUCUAAAGGAACAGUCUCGAAACAAGAAUUCCACAGAUCAGCAGCUUCAACAGGGGACAGAGGAGCAGAAGCAGCGCUCAGCUGAGACUUCCGCAGGCAGUGGAUAAGCAGGGGAGAGAAGAGUGAAGUGAAGUGAAGCGGGCAGUAGCCAUUAUGAGCAUGGUGCGGCGGAUAAUCUUGUUGGGCCCUAAAUACAGCGUCUGGGCAAAGGGUGGCGGAGUUCCUACCACACAGCACACAGCCAAAUGUGUGAUACUGAGCCGGCAGAAUGCAGCAGCAGCAGAAGGUGGAGGACCAGGAGUGUGUGGCGGGAGACGCUUCCACUUGGCCACACGCCAAUGCGCUGCCAACAGGCAGAUUGUACUGGAGCCCGUCAUGAAUAUACCCGCGUACAUUGACAUCACCAAUGGAACGACGCAGCCGCCAGAGGAUACAAGCGACAGCGGGAGUGGCGGCGGCAGCAGCGCCAGCAGUGGCGGCACCUCAAAGAUCCCUGGAGCUGGCUCGAGUGCUGGUGGCGCGAGCACAACGAGCGGUGGGGAUCCGCCCGGCGGUGGCGACAAGUUUCUCUCGUGCCCGAAGUGCGGCAGUGCCUGCACGCAGGUGGAGACGUUCGUCAGCUCGACGCGAUUCGUCAAGUGCGCCAAGUGCAACUACUUCUUUGUGGUGCUCUCCGAAGUGGAGACCAAGCAGCGGGUCAAGGACGAGCCGAAGAACCAGCGCAAGCCGCCUCCGCCGCCCCAGAAGAUCAUGGAGUACCUCGACAAGCAUGUGGUGGGCCAGGACUUUGCCAAGAAAGUGCUCGCCGUGGCGGUCUACAAUCACUACAAGCGCAUCCACCACAAUCUGCCACAGCUGCAGCAGCAGCAGGGCGGCGGCCAUGGCGGACAGGGAGGCAGCGGGCUGGACGGCAUUCCGCGUCCCGAUCUCCUGCACAUCACAGGCAUUGGUCACACCCUGAACAGCACGCCGGGCAACGAGCUGCCCCCCAAACCCGCACAGAUGGGCAUGGGCGGAGGCAUGGGUGGUGGUCUGGGCAGCAGCCUGGGCAAUCAUUCGGGACGCGGCGGCGGCGACAAUCGCGCCGGCUCCGAUAUACUGGACAACAAGUCCACCGACGUGAAGCUGGAGAAGAGCAACAUCAUCAUGCUGGGUCCCACGGGAUCGGGCAAGACGCUGAUUGCCCAAACGAUUGCCCGCUGCCUGGACGUUCCCUUCGCCAUCUGCGACUGCACGACCCUCACCCAAGCGGGUUACGUCGGCGAGGACAUUGAGAGCGUCAUCUCCAAGCUGCUGCAGGAUGCCAACUACAAUGUGGAUCGUGCCCAGACAGGCAUUGUGUUCCUCGACGAAGUGGACAAGAUUGGCGCCGUCCCUGGCAUCCAUCAGCUGCGCGACGUUGGCGGCGAAGGUGUCCAGCAGGGCAUGCUCAAGAUGCUCGAGGGCACGGUCGUCAAUGUGCCUGAGCGAAACUCCCCGCGAAAGCUGCGCGGCGAAACGGUGCAGGUGGACACCACGAAUAUCCUCUUUGUGGCCUCGGGCGCCUACACAGGAUUGGAUCGGCUCAUUGGCAGACGCCUCAACGAGAAGUAUUUGGGCUUUGGCAUGCCUUCUUCGUCCAGCGGCUCUGGCAACCGUCGGGCCGUGCAAUCGGUGGCCGCACCCAUGGACAAUGAUCAGGAGGAGCGUGACAAAUGCCUCACCAAAGUGCAGGCCCGUGAUCUCGUUGAAUUUGGCAUGAUUCCCGAAUUCGUUGGACGCUUUCCGGUUAUUGUGCCCUUCCACAGUUUGAAUGUCAGCAUGUUGGUGCGCAUUCUCACCGAGCCAAGGAAUGCCCUGGUGCCUCAAUACAAGGCGCUGCUGGGUCUGGAUGAGGUCGAUCUAACAUUUGACGAGGAUGCAGUGGAAUCAAUAGCCAAGCUGGCAAUGGAAAGGCAUACAGGUGCCAGAGGAUUGCGCUCCAUAAUGGAACAACUCUUGCUGGAUCCCAUGUUCAUAGUGCCAGGCUCUGAUAUUCGUGGCGUGCACAUCACCGGCGAAUAUGUGAGAGGACAGAGCACACCCGUCUACAGUCGCGACACGGAUGCGACGGCGAACAGCAGCAGUGGUGCUGGGUCCUCUUCGGACUCCGAGAACACCAACGAUAAUGAUAAGAACUUUGAGGAUAGUGAAAAAUCGUUUGUGAAUGAUACAUUGGCUGGCACGUCGUAGCUCUUCCCCUAUCUCUUCCUGUACAAAAAAUCCCCCGAAAAACGGCGCUGCAUCUGUGAUUCAUGAAACGACAAGCAGCAACUGUGAGCGGAGGAAUAUAUAGAUUAAAAGAACACCUAAAAAGCAGGAAUAACGA